Messenger RNA from Pecten maximus, 1557 nucleotides. RefSeq lists its product as uncharacterized. The record is from RefSeq and is a predicted model, not a curated record. The coding region runs from base 155 to 1498 and encodes 447 amino acids. Gene Ontology annotation, molecular function: protein binding. Gene Ontology annotation, biological process: intracellular signal transduction. NCBI's taxonomy places the organism in Eukaryota, Metazoa, Mollusca, Bivalvia, Pectinida, Pectinidae. The transcript is spliced from 4 exons.
GACAAGGGAGACUACUCUAAUAUGUAAACAAUCCAGGAAUGUGCUUACCAACGAACAGACGAAUACAGGAACACAGUACCUGUGGCUUCAUAAUUAUGAUGUUUUCAUCAGGAUUUACAGAUUAUUGAACAUAUAGUGACAGCUGAGAGGCAGGAUGGGAGUAGCCUUUAACAAGCCGAACAUCGUCCUGGUAAGAGGGAGCUACCACACUGAAGGAGAGAGGGCUGUCCCUGUUUACAACUACAAACCGUUCCCUGAACAUUGGAACAGACCAGCAGGCUGUCUAAUUACCAGGGUCAAGGCUGUGCCUUCUGUCAAAGAAGAAGAAAAUGACUUCUACUGGUGGACAGAUUGUGAAUUCUUGCCAAACAAUGACAGCUCAAUGGUCACUUCAUGUUCUGCCUUCUGUAUUCAGCCUAGCCAGGGACUGACCUCCAGUAGGGCCAUACAGCCGGGCAAGAUCUGUCUGUUUGAUCUGUCCGGAGAUAAAAACAUCAAGUGUGGCUAUUACCGUCAAGCUUCUGUGGCGUCUUUCCCCAAGUUGCAACCGUUCCCUGAUGGAGAAAACAUCGUGUAUCUGGGUUCUACCUGUGACAAUAUCAAACUAAUGUCCUUACAGAGGUCGACAUUUCUGAGUCGGGCACAAGACGUAUACUUCCGCGCAUACAAGUAUGUUUCCGUCUCUCCGAGUGGUUGUUACUUCGCGAUCAUGGCACGCACCAGUAAACAAUAUCAGUACGAGUUGUUGAUAUACCACUCAAACAUAAUUACGCGGGCAGACAGUAUUAUUGACUGUUAUAAGAUAAAUUCGGAAUUCAAGGGUUCCAGGUUAAAUCUGGAACACACAACAUGUAAGUGGUCACCUGACAGUCUGUGCGUGGCCGCGGGGAUAUCACACGGACAACUCAUCAUUGUGUCUCGUAGGUCCCAGACCUGUUUGUGUGAUGUUUUUUCUGAUGUGAUUCCAAACACAUGCCUUAGCAGGGCGACAACGUUUGACUUUGAUCCCAAGUCAUGUCAUCAAGUGGUUGCUGUGGGUGCUACAAAUCGUUUUCUGUACAUCGUUGAUGUUGAGGAAGGGACAGUUUUAUGUCAGACGGAGGAAGUUUGUGGAGACCAUGCCAUUGAUGUUGUUCGAUUUUCCUGUGACGGCGAGUUUGUUGGCGUUGCCCUUAAGAACUUUACAAUACAACUCUUUUCACCCGACACCUGUUGUCUAAUCUUUAGGUUUAGUAUGAAGGACAGUCUUCUGUCGCUCCAAACAUCCAUGGGACCACAUGCCUCCAUACUCAACCUCACAUUUACCUCUACAGGACAACAAGCUGUCACAAGUACAGCAGACGGAUACGUGUCGUUCUGGCAGCUGCCUCGCAAAUUGGAACUUCAGUUUAUAUGCAAAUUCAAAAUUCUGUCAUGUGUGAGUCUUGACCGUGUGUCCAGACUACCUCUUCCUCCGAGAUUAAAGGACUACCUUCUGUCACUUCCCACCAGGAUGUAGGAUCAGUGUACAUGUGGAGUAUAACUGGUACAUCAGAAUCAUCUCAAAGAACAUUUCUA